Molecule: messenger RNA, 1576 nt
Organism: Mycotypha africana
Lineage: Eukaryota; Fungi; Mucoromycota; Mucoromycetes; Mucorales; Mycotyphaceae
Exons: 3
Coding region: 426-1487 (353 amino acids)
Source: RefSeq, a predicted model, not a curated record
GAAAAUAGAUAAACAAGAAGGUAAAGAAAAAAAAAUAAAAAAAUCAAUCUGAUAACUUGAUUACAGAACGUUGGCCCAUGUAUAUUUGUACUAUAAAAUUCUUUUUUAUCAAUCAAAAUUUUUUUUAUUUCCCCGCCUCCUUAUCCCGUUCUGCUGUUUUUAUCAAAUCAAUAAAAUCAGUCGAUUUGAUCAAUUAAAUUUAUCUCCGUCGUCUCACCCGCCGCGCUUUUUCGCUUGUCAACCAGCUGAGGGGGGGGAGGGUUUCAACGAAGUAAAACGAGAUAAAGACGCUUGCAGGAUCGCACGCAUCUUAUUGGUCGAAAGAAAAAACAAACGGGCCUCUCAUGAACAACCUUUUUUUUUCUUUUGAUUUUUGAUUUUUUCGGCUUUGUCGUUUCUCCCUGCUACAUUUUUACACUCGAUCGAUGGUGGCAGAAACCAGAGCCAAGAAGGCAUUGCACGCCAUUCAAGCGAAGCAUCCAGUAGAUAAGCGUAGAAUAACAGGGGCUUCUAAACAACAAGACGAUCGUCUUCAAAUGCUUUUUGAUGCAUUUACUUUGAAAAGACCAGAACUCACCAUGGGUGUCAAAUGGCCAAAAAGAGAUACUAUCGAUUCCGAGGAAAGCAAUCAUCUUUUUCACCAUGAUCAAACAAACAACCCUGAAUUAGACAAAGAAGAUCGAAUGAACGAGCGGAUAUACACUUUUCUUUCCAAGGCUGAUUAUCCUUUUCAACCAGAAAAACCAAAACAAAGAAAGUGGAGGGAGAAGCACACCAUGAUGGGCAACAGCAGCCAUUGGGAAAGGACAUCUGGAACUACUACCCAUCUUGCGACGACACGACCCGUCUGCAAGGUACCAUUCUUUGCUGCACCGCCUGAGGAUAUACUACUGUUGGCGAAAACGCUUCAUAAGGACAUUCAUCUGAAUACAACAUCCUACACAAAGAGAUGGCAAAGAGAAAGACGUGCGUUUUGUCGUCCUAGUGAAGAAGCCCGUCUUACGCCUACGCCUACGCCUACGCCUACUUCCAGUACGGCUUCUACUUGCAGUACUGUAUCUACUGUCAGUGCACCUACGACACCGACAACUACAUCCUCUGUGCAUUCCCAAGAAAAGAGGCAAAGAAAGGCUGUCCAAGAGCAGGAAGCAGAGGAUCAUUUUUUCUACGCCAUGCAAGACUUUAUCAUACAACAACUCCCUCCGUUAGUAUCGGCAGAUGCAUGUCAAGAAUAUGGGUACAACAUGAUUGUCGAUUAUUUGACGCGAACAUGCGGGCAAAAGAUGGAUGAUGUGCUUUACAGCAUGACGGGAAGAGGUGAAGGCGUGGAUCAUAGUGUGCCUUUACCCAUACCAGAACGUCUCGAUUGGAAAUACAUGUUGCUCAAAUUACAGCAGAAUGGAUUUCCCGGUCUUGGAAAAGGUGCAGAAAGAAUUGAUGGAAGCUACAAAGACAGAGGAAACAGUGAUCGAUCCUCAUCACAGUGACAAAGAAGAGGUGGAGGAGGCGGACGAUGACCUCUUUCUUACAGAAACUGAAGCUCUCUUCAAAGCGGGUAUUCAGCAAUUGAUGGAGG